Molecule: messenger RNA, 2412 nt
Organism: Mya arenaria
Lineage: Eukaryota; Metazoa; Mollusca; Bivalvia; Myida; Myidae
Product: toll-like receptor 13
Exons: 1
Coding region: 1-2412 (803 amino acids)
Biological process (GO): signal transduction
Molecular function (GO): protein binding
Source: RefSeq, a predicted model, not a curated record
AUGCCGAAUCGUGACGACCUUUUAUGUGACUCUUCGUGUGACCAACAACUUGGCCUAUCAUCUGAGUAUUUCAGCGAUGAACACAAUAAAUGUUGUGUUUGCCUCUCCUGUACCUUGUUGGACGGCCAUGAAAUCAGCCUAGCGUUAGAGUAUACAAGCGUUUUGGGAAGAAAUGUUGUAAUAGUCGAGUCUUUAUUUAACGAGUCUGCUUUAUAUAUGAUAGAAUCUACCAACGGCGAUAUGACUGACUUUCCAAGCAAUGUCUGUGGAUGGGAUACGGAUAAGGAAUACUUGGAACAGUUUGCAGAACACAGAAUGGUUGCCGAUUUUGAAAAGUUUAAUAACAACAUCUACAGGAUCAAUUUCGGAAGCAACAAAAUAAAAAUUGUUCCCGACAUUAGCUGUUUAGCAAACCUGGACACUCUAAAUCUACGCGACAAUCGGAUAUCUCAUCUUGGCAAUAUGUCAUUUAGUAACCUCAGUCGCUUAAGAAAUCUUGAUAUAUCUUUGAAUAAUAUUCAAACCAUUGACCCGAAAACGUUAUUCACUGAAAAUGUAUUCCUACUACGUGUUAAUCUGUCAGACAACAAACUAACAGUCGCAGAUGUGAGCAAUUUGGUUUCCUUGCAUCCACUCUGCGAGGUAGAUUUAAAAAGUAAUGAAAUAGAAAGUCUGACAAACAACCUCGGUAUCACACUCGACACAGGUCUCAACUAUGGUCCAGGAUUUAUCAAUCUUCAAGAAAACCACAUAUUCACAUUUCCAGAUCUGCAGUCUCUUCUGAAACUCAAAGACCUAAACUUAUUUGGAAAACUUCUGCAUUUUGGAUUUGAUCUACGUGGAGCACCUCUACACUGUGACUGUCACAUGCAACCAUAUCACAGCCUGGCAAUAAACAGUCUAAAGGCCCUCUGGAGAGAUUAUUUUGCUAUCAAAUGCACUUCACCGCCCGAGCUUAAAGACGUUCUGGUUUUUGAGCUUGAUCCGUUUGACCUCGUGUGUGAACUUAGGAUAGAAGAUGGGUGUCCUAAGGGGUGUACCUGUCUUGAUGUACCAGAAAACGACACAGUCUAUGUUGAUUGCUCAAAUUCGCGCUUGAAUCAGAUGCCCAUAGGUAUGCCAGAAUCGACAUUUUCCAAAUACAUUCAUCUCAAUCUAUCAAACAACCACAUUAAAGACAUCAGAGCAUCAUAUCUUACCGAACUGUCAUAUUUAGAUGUUUCCGGAAACACUCUUUCUGAAAUCGAUGAAGAAACAACAAAGCGACUCCAGAACACUUCUUUAGAUAUAUCUAGCAAUAGGUACUUACGUGUUCUGCCUAGAAAUCUCCAGUACAGGAAUUUAUGCGAGACCAAGCUUUCGCAUCUGGCGAUCGACUGUACUUGUGACAACAUCUGGAUACAGAAUUGGAUUAAAACUAAGGACUGUCCCAGUAAAACAGACCUUGCGACAUUCAUGUGUUAUAUGCCUAAUUUGAAGCAAUCAAUUCCGGCAACUGCCUUUACUCCUGACGUUGCUGAAUGCGAAUUAGACAAAAGUAUGUUUAAACUUGUAUUGAUUGUAGUAGCCUGUCUUACUCCUGCACUGUUGGUGAUUGGUGUUUUCGUUUACAUUUUUCGGUACGAACUUCUCGUCGCUUGGCUACGGAUGAACCGUAAAUACCCGGGCAAAGAAAAGUGUUUUGAAUAUGACGUAGGAAUAACAUUUAACGUAGACGAUGAAAAACUACGGAAAUGGGUUGGUAAAGAACUCGUCCCAAGACUUAAACAAGAGGGGUUCAGAGUUUAUAGAGCUUACGUUGAUGCGAACUAUGGAGCGCCGAGGGAUAAUGAUGUAGCUGAAGUGUUUGCAAAAUGCAGGAAUUUCUUGCUUAUUCUUUCUGAUAGUUACAUAAAUGAAAAUGCUGUGGAAGAUGACUUUGAAGACUUAGACGAGCCAAAAGAAAGACGAUGGACUGAAAAUGAAUGGAAGUUUGCUUGGAACCAGUAUAAAUCAGAUAACAUGAAAAACCUUAUAAUCGUUAACUAUGACCACGUAUCCGCAUCCGAUGUAAAACAUAGGCAAAUUAAGGCUGUGAUGCGAGUAGGACAUGUUGUGAGCUUCUGUAAUAACAAUGCAAAUGAAGUUCUUGAUAAUAUAGUUAAAAAGAUCGGGUCGGUAAAGAAAAUACAACAAGCAAGGAGAAAAUCCAGGAAAGGCGUUAUCUACACAGUUGUGAAAGAGAUGAAGACCAACAAUCUUGCUAUGUUAAACAAAGAAACACGCACUGUCCAAUGUUUGCAGCAAGGAAUCACCUAUUGGAAUCAAUCGAACGUUACGCCAAUGCCAACGAAGAACACGCGAUGGAAAGUAUCAUUUAGUCAAGAAAGCAUGCUUGAUCAUUCCACAAUAAUGCCGGAGUGUAGCGAGUAA